AUCUAACCUUCGCAGGUGAAGAAAAAGUCUGCAGGCGACCCUUCACCUAGUUCGGCUUCUUUCUCCGGUUCUGCUGAUUUGAAGCUCUGCUGUUUUUGGAGAUCUUUUGCUCCAACAUGUCUUUUUUCAGCCACCAAAUCAGGAGAAGCUUCUCUUCCUCUGCUGUCAGGAGAGUUGUGAUUAAAAACGUGACGAUCAUCGGGGGAGGACAGAUGGGGGCAGGAAUAGCACAAGUCGCUGCGUCUACCGGCCACUCUGUGACGCUGGUGGACACGUCUGAGGACAUCCUGAAGAAAUCAGUAAAAGGAAUCGAGGGAAGCCUGAAGAGAGUGGUGAAGAAGAAGUUUGCUGAUAAGCCAGAGGCAGGUGAAGAGUUCAUCCAGAAGGUUCUGCAGAACGUCUCGACCUCCACAGACCCUGCAGCUGCUGUUCCCACGUCAGAUCUGGUGCUGGAAGCCAUCGUGGAGAACCUGAACGUCAAACAGGAUCUUUUUGGACGCCUUGACAAGCUGGCUCCAAAACACUCCAUCUUCGCCAGCAACACGUCCUCUCUGCCCAUCACUGACAUCGCCAGCUCCACCAGCAGGCAGGACCGCUUCGGAGGCCUACACUUCUUCAACCCCGUCCCCAUGAUGAAGCUGGUAGAGGUCAUUGCGACGUCGGCGACCAGCCAGGAGACGUUCGACUCCCUCCUGAACUUCAGCAAAGCACUGGGAAAAACACCGGUGUCCUGCAAGGACACUCCUGGAUUCAUCGUGAACCGCCUGUUAGUUCCCUACAUGAUGGAGGCCCUCCGGCUGCAUGAGAGAGGCCAUGGAUCCAAAGAGGACAUCGACAUCGCCAUGAAACUCGGAGCCGGUUAUCCCAUGGGACCGUUUGAGCUCAGCGACUAUGUGGGACUGGAUACCAUGAAGUUCAUCAUAGAUGGCUGGAGUGAGAAAGAUCCGGACAACCCGAUCUUCGCUCAGAGCGAACUCCUGAACAAGCUGGUCGCAGAAGGAAAACUCGGCAAAAAGACGGGAGAGGGGUUCUACAAGUACAAGUGAUCAGUCCGAACCGGAGAAAAGGAGAGCUAAGGGAGGCGGAUAUAAAGGUUGUUUCCAUCCAGACCGUCGCUGAAUGUCAAACUUGAAUAAACACAGUUUGAAUUCAA
Cyprinodon tularosa is the source of this 1153-nucleotide messenger RNA. It is a transcript of the gene hadh, whose product is annotated as hydroxyacyl-CoA dehydrogenase. Bases 117 to 1046 code for a protein of 309 amino acids. Gene Ontology annotation, cellular component: mitochondrion. Gene Ontology annotation, biological process: fatty acid beta-oxidation. Lineage: Eukaryota; Metazoa; Chordata; Actinopteri; Cyprinodontiformes; Cyprinodontidae. Gene Ontology annotation, molecular function: NAD+ binding; (3S)-3-hydroxyacyl-CoA dehydrogenase (NAD+) activity. The transcript has 8 exons. The record is from RefSeq and is a predicted model, not a curated record.